This is a messenger RNA of Pollicipes pollicipes, 489 nucleotides long. RefSeq names its product sodium/calcium exchanger regulatory protein 1-like. NCBI's taxonomy places the organism in Eukaryota, Metazoa, Arthropoda, Thecostraca, Pollicipedomorpha, Pollicipedidae. The record is from RefSeq and is a predicted model, not a curated record. Gene Ontology annotation, molecular function: lipid binding.
UGCGUCGCAUCGGGAGCUGGAGGGCGGCGCGCGUGACAAGUACUGAUAGCCAGCGUCGUGAUCUAAAAAAGUGCAAACAUGACUGAUAAGAUGGUAGGAAAGUGGAAGAUGGAAUCAAGCGAGAACUUUGACGAGUAUAUGAAAACUCUGGGCGUGGGCUUCAUGAUGCGCAAGAUGGGCAACACGCUUGUGCCGACGGUGGAGAUCACGGAAGCGGACGGCGAGUACGAGCUCAAGACCGUCACUACGUUCAAGACCACCGUCAUCAAGUUCAAGCUGGAUGUGCCGUUCGAGGAGGAGACGGCUGACGGCAGGAAGGUGCAGGCCACUAUGACAAUGGACGGCAACACCCUGGUGCACGAGCAAAAGGGCAACAAGGAAAAGGAGAAGGACUCAGUCCUCAAGCGCACCUUCGAUGGCGACACCAUGACGCUGACGUGCACCGUGGACGACGUCACCGCCACGCGUGUCUACAAGCGGACCCCGUAG